AUGGCGACACCGAACCCCGUCCAAAAUAUGCCCAUCCCACCAGAAGAGCGCCUCGCUCUGGAACAACAAGCCCGAUACCAGCGCAUAACACGUAACCUAGCCAUCGGCGGCCUCGUCAUAUGUCCAAUAAUAGCCAUACUCCCACCACGAAAACUAGACCUCUAUACAUUCUCUCUAGGCAUCGGCUUCUACCUCUCCGCCGAUCAUCUCAUCACACUACGAACAGGCCGCGGCCUCGUACAAAACCUCAGUCCAGUGCGAGCCAUGGACCUACCGACCGAACGCGCAAAGGAGAUGCAGAAGAUAUUGCAAGAGGAAAGGGAAAAGAGUCGGAGGACACUGGAGCGGAAGGAAGGGCAAGAAAAGGGUAUACUUGGGAAGCUGUGGAUGGGUGAUGAGGAGGAGGGUUGGAAGGAGCGGCGAUUGGAGGAAGAAAAGAAAGCCAUUGAAGAAGGAAAGAGUUAUGGUGAUAUGAUAUUUGAACAGAUUUGGGAGGUUUGGAAUUGGGACAAGAAGAAGGGAAAGGACGGCGAGAACAAGAAGGAGUGA
Alternaria arbusti is the source of this 549-nucleotide messenger RNA. RefSeq lists its product as uncharacterized. The record is from RefSeq and is a predicted model, not a curated record. Lineage: Eukaryota; Fungi; Ascomycota; Dothideomycetes; Pleosporales; Pleosporaceae. The transcript has a single exon. The coding region runs from base 1 to 549 and encodes 182 amino acids.